GUGGCCAAUAUCUCACCGUUGAUUCCCUUCUUAUUGAAUUUUUAUUUUCCUUAACAAAAAAAAUUCAUUUCACUAUUGUUGAAUACUUAUAUAGUGUUUUGCUAAUGCUGCUCAAAUUUACAUUUCCUAAUCUCUCUCUCUCAUUACUGAUCUCAUCUAAGGGUUAAUUUGCUGUACUAAUUUGAUAUGUCGACGUCGGAUAAACCGGAAGUGGUGGAACGGGGCAUUAAGGAAGAUGAUAAAGAUGAUGAGAAGGGUGGAUUUAUUGAGAAGGUUAAGGAUUUCAUUCAUGACAUUGGUGAGAAGAUUGAAGAAGUUAUUGGAUUUGGAAAACCAACUGCAGAUGUUAAAGAGAUACACAUUCCAAAGAUUAACCUUCAUAAGGUAGACAUUGUUGUUGAUGUUCUUAUUAAGAACCCUAAUCCUGUUCCAAUUCCUUUGAUUGACAUCAAUUAUUUGAUUGAGAGUGAUGGAAGGAAACUAGUUUCCGGUUUGAUACCGGAUGCAGGUACUAUCCAUUCUCAUGGUGAGGAAACAGUGAAAAUUCCUCUUACUUUGAUUUAUGAUGACAUUAAGGAAACAUAUGCUGAUAUUAAACCUGGAAGUAUUAUUCCUUAUAGGGUUAAGGUUGAUCUUAUUUUUGAUGUUCCUAUCUUGGGAAGGUUUACUUUACCUAUAGAGAAAACCGGAGAAAUUCCGAUUCCGUAUAAGCCUGAUAUUGAUAUUGACAAGAUUCAAUUUGAAAAGUUCUCUUUGGAAGAGACGGUUGCGAAUCUUCAUUUGAAAUUGGAAAACAAGAAUGAUUUUGACUUAGGUCUCAAUGCACUUGAUUAUGAGGUUUGGCUUGGUGAUGUUAGCAUUGGUGGGGCACAGCUAACUAAAUCUGCAAAACUUGAGAAAACUGGAAUAACUUACAUUGAUGUUCCUAUUAAAUUCAGACCUAAGGAUUUUGGUUCUGCACUGUGGGAUAUGAUUAGAGGAAAGGGAACAGGUUACACUAUGAAAGGUAACAUUGAUGUUGAUACUCCAUUUGGAGCAAUGAAAUUGCCUAUCAGCAAAGUAGGCGGUACUACUCGUCUUAAGAAAAAUAGGGAAGAUGGAGGUGAUGACGACGAUGAUGAUGAGGACUGAAAUCUGUAUCAAGUCAUUACUAUCUGUUAAUUUUAUUUACAGCUUAUGUUCAUUAGUAAGUUAAUAAUGGAGACUUGGACCUAAAGGCAUGAUUUCUUAGUUUGAUGAACAUUUAUGUAUCUUGAGAUAUCGAGUAGAAAUUCGAAUUAUGUGAUAGUAUUGGUGUAUACAUAUAUGCUUCAGUCUGGCAUGUGUUUUUUACUUGCAGCUGUGUUCUUGUUUGAGUACUUGAUCGAUGAUCAUGUCGAGUUUGCGUUAUCUUUUGGUGAGAUAUAUGACAAUUUGUCAAAUUUUCCAGUUUUAAAUGUAUCUGCCAUGUAACUUUAUGCAUGU
This is a messenger RNA of Cicer arietinum (chickpea), 1464 nucleotides long. RefSeq lists its product as uncharacterized. NCBI's taxonomy places the organism in Eukaryota, Viridiplantae, Streptophyta, Magnoliopsida, Fabales, Fabaceae. Gene Ontology annotation, biological process: response to desiccation. The record is from RefSeq and is a predicted model, not a curated record. Gene Ontology annotation, cellular component: cytosol.